Rhodamnia argentea is the source of this 870-nucleotide messenger RNA. Its product is annotated as pathogen-related protein-like. Bases 33 to 752 code for a protein of 239 amino acids. The transcript has 4 exons. The record is from RefSeq and is a predicted model, not a curated record. NCBI's taxonomy places the organism in Eukaryota, Viridiplantae, Streptophyta, Magnoliopsida, Myrtales, Myrtaceae.
UUGCUAGCGAUCUCCUUGUGAAACGGAUUGGGAUGGAGGGUUCGGGUUCCGGGGGAGACAAGUACCGGUCUUUCCUGACCGGCGAAGGAGAGAAGAACACCAGGUGGAAAUUCGGCGGCCCCCCGAACUUCGACGUCGUCAACAAGCUGUUCGAAGAAGGCCGGACUAAGAUAUGGCCACCAGGUUCCUUAGAAGAAAAAGUGCAGAACCUCGUGAAGACUUGGGAAAUGGAGAUGUUCCACAAAGCAAGCCCAGAUGACUACAAAACAGUUGACCCCCAAAACCUCACUUUGAGCCUAAAUGGAAGGAAAGCCCAGAGCUUGGCAGAUGUGGGCAAGAUUGGAGGGGGCUACAACUUCUUCCUGCAGUCUGCUCUACCGAAGAACCUGCGGUUCUACAAUCCGGAGGACGAGACCUCAAACUCGGCCCUUGCAGCCUUCACGACUACGUUCCCACGUGGCUUUGCAGUGGAAGUCCUCCAGGUUUAUUCAGGACCGCCCGUGAUCGUUUACAAGUUCAGGCACUGGGGUUACAUGGAAGGCCCCUUCAAAGGCCAUGCCCCAACGGGUGAAAUGGUUGAAUUUUUCGGGAUCGGGAUAAUCGAGCUCGACGAGAAUGAGAAGAUUGUGAAGGCGGAGUUCUUCUUCGACCGUGGCGAACUCCUCGGAGGUCUAAUGAGAGGAGCCAUAUCGGGAAGUUCUGGUGAAGAAGCUUCAGCCACAAGCUGCCCUUUCAUGAGGAACACUGGUUGACCAAAACAUGAAAACAGGGGAAAAUGUCAUGUGUCGUCCCUGUCGUUGCUUCCUGAGAAGCACAGUCUGUUUCCUCCUCGAUGUAUUGUUCAUCUAUUUCGAACGUUUAUCAUCAUCU